UGCAGCAAUGAAUGCAAGGGUGACUACAUCGUCAAAGAAGGAGACCAGGACAGGAAGUCUAGUCCGUUGCUUCCAGCACACCGAUAAAUAUGCCCUUUGUCGAUUUGCAGAGCAAUUUACCAGAAAGCUCAUUCUCCGAAGAGUUUCUGGAAAAGCUCUGCUCAUUCGCUGCGGCUGUUUUGGGAAAGCCAGUUGACAGAAUGCACUUGAUCGUGAAGCCUGGGUUACCAAUGUUGAUGGCAGGAUCUUGCGCUCCCUGUGUAGUGCUGUCCGUAUCUGCUAUCGGGGUGACUGACACUGCUGACAAGAAUAAGGAGCACAGUGCCAAGCUCUUUGAGUUUCUGACCAGAGAGCUUGCUCUUACUGAAGACAGGAUCACCCUUCAGUUCCACAGUUUGCAGCCUCACCAAGUUGGAAAGAAAGGAACAGUGAUGAGCUUCCUGUAAAGCUGUCUGUAAUUAUGUGAGAGAAAUAAAAAACAAAGUUUCAAGCAGUUGAUGAGUUUUACUGAA
Hippocampus comes (tiger tail seahorse) is the source of this 512-nucleotide messenger RNA. It is a transcript of the gene ddt, whose product is annotated as D-dopachrome tautomerase. Bases 90 to 446 code for a protein of 118 amino acids. The record is from RefSeq and is a predicted model, not a curated record. The transcript has 3 exons. Gene Ontology annotation, molecular function: phenylpyruvate tautomerase activity. Lineage: Eukaryota; Metazoa; Chordata; Actinopteri; Syngnathiformes; Syngnathidae.